CCGAUAGCUUUGCACAUGGCGCUGGCGGCAUAGAACUUCCGUGCCAUGGAGCCAUGGAACAAUAUGGGCUUGAUCUCUUGGAGCCUUGCGAGCCUACAGAGAUCUGUGAGGUGGAGACCUUUGAGGCUUCGUGCGGCCGCGGGCUACGGACACUGAAGCAAAUCUUGCCCGGCGAAGUGGUUCUCGCUGACAAACCGGUGCUGCCUCCAUGUGCCGAUGCCGAUGAAUUUGCUGCAGCUGCGAGCUCGCUUUGGACAGAGCUUACUCCUGAGGAGCAGAUGAGGUUGAUGGCUCUCCGUUGGCGGAGCAAUUCAGCGCCUCCAGCCCAAGCUGGUCCUGGACUCGUGGUCCCGGCGACUGGGCGUUUGCGUGGCAUUGCCUCUUUCAACGGAAUGGCGGUGGUAAAAUUGGUGAUGAAACCAUCCGCGUUGAAAACACUGGAAGCGCAGCCCUGCAAUGGCGUGGCAGUUUAUCUAAAUGGAAGCAUGCUGAAUCACUCAUGCUUCCCAACAGUCAACAGGCUGCCCUUCUCGUCCUGCUUGGUGGUCAGGGCAUCUCGCGAUCUUUUCCUGGGUGAGGAACUUGUUUGCGCCUAUACUGAAGUUCGAGCGCCUUUCUACAUUCGACAAGCAGAGCUGGAGUCAACCUGGGCAUUCAGGUGUUGCUGCUGGAGGUGCCUGUUGGAAGAGCGGGUUUGGGCGGCUGCACCUGAGGCCGACCGUGUCGCUCGAUCAGCUUGGCGACGGUUUGAGCGCCGCCGAAAAGAUGGAACUUGCUCAGAGGAGGAGUUGCGCGAACUCGUCAACAGCACUGCAGACUCCACGAAGACUGCACUGGCUGAGUUUCUGGUUGCCAUCCAAGACAGAACGGACCUGCUGCCAGCAGAAGUCUUGCAAGAGCGCGGGUUUCAGCGUUACCAGGCGGCGUGUCAAUGCACAGCUGCUGAUGUGAGGGCUUUGGAUCUGACUGGAAACACUCCAACCCAUAAAAGUACCGAUGAUUUGUUGGCUUUUUACCGACUUCUCUUAGCUUCCUUCUGGGCCGCCCCAGCAUUUGAGCUGGCCUUUGGCCUCCAAGAGAGCCAACGCUACGAAGAGGCGCACCAGUUGUGGCUGGCCGUGCGUAAUGUCACAGCUGAGCUUCUCCCAUUCUCUCCCAGCCACACCGCUGCAGCCACAGAGGCCUCACUCUCUGCAAUGGCAGCUGAGAGCGUCGCUUGGGAAGAGCAUGUCCAGGAGAGCGUGAGAAUCUGUUGCGGCACAUAUGGCUCCGGGGCCUGGCUGCGGCUGGCGGCAGGGCGAUUGGAGCACUUGGCUAGCCCCACACGCAUGGGGCUUGAUGGGGCUUAUGGGGCGCGACUAGAAGCAUGCCUAGAGCCUAGGGAUGACAUGCAGAAGCUGGCUGAGCUGUUCAGGUCGUCAAUUGGAGGAAUGCGUUGCAAAUUGCGAACGGCUCAUCCAGGCUGGGACUGUACCACAGUCCACAUGUGAAGGGGCAAACGCUACUUCUUUGGAGGGCUUGGAUUGAAGACUCGCCGAA
Messenger RNA from Durusdinium trenchii, 1539 nucleotides. Lineage: Eukaryota; Dinophyceae; Suessiales; Symbiodiniaceae. The record is from the annotation of a GenBank genome assembly.